GGAAAGUAAGCAGAGAGAACUACCACACCCUGGGAGCAUUUACUACCACUACCCAGUGAAUGUUGCAGUAGAUAUUUUCUCACGUCCUCAUCAUCCUGUACUUGUUUCUGUGUUCCUACAGAAGGAUUUAUAUUUUCUCUUUCUCUGCUGGAGCGUUUGUUGUUUUUCCUCCACUGUACAGCUCUGGGAUUUGCUUCAGCGUUGACUAGGCCUUGUGCAUCUGCACACGUGUAUCUUUUCUAAUGAGUUUCUUGAAUGUCUAACAAAGGUCACACCAUUUGGCAUGCUGUGUGACUGUAUUGUCAGCCCGCCUAACGACAGCAUUCCUCUUUUCUUUCCAACUACAUCACCAGCCUUUCUAUCCAUUUCUCCCUACCUCACAUCUUCUACCUCACCACUUUCCUCUUUCUUGUCCUCCUGUGUCUUCUUAUCCUCUCACUCCUUUUCCUCUUCCGUAAAAGCCCUCUUUCUCCUUCUUCUCCAUUCUCGUCUCCAUCUCCUUUUCACGCGUCUUCUCCUUCCGGCUGGCUGGUUUUUCAUGAUGCCUUGUUCCAGGCCACUCCGCUAGGCCCUAGCAGCAUGGGCGCAGCCUGGGUGCGGAGAGAGAGUACGGAUUGGACCCUUCCCCUCAGGACGGGCGCGCUGGCGGGUCACCCUCCCUCAGCUUCAGAUGGGCGAGGACGCUGAGAGCCCCAAAAUUAACCACACCUUCCUGCGAGACUACGUCACUGAAGCUGAUGUCAUCUCUACGGUGGAGUUUAACCAGACAGGGGACCUGCUGGCAACGGGGGAUAAAGGUGGCCGUGUGGUCAUCUUUCAGAGAGAGACUGAGUCUAAAGGGGAGUCAGAGGAGGUGGGGGAGACGGGGGACUCUGGAGAGUACAAUGUCUACAGCACGUUCCAGAGCCACGAGCCGGACUUUGACUACCUGAAGAGUCUGGAGAUUGAAGAGAAAAUCAACAAGAUCAGAUGGCUGCCACAGCAGAAUGCAGCACAUUUCCUCCUCUCCACCAAUGAUAAAACCAUUAAACUGUGGAAGGUGAGUGAGAGAGACAAGAGACCAGAGGGAUACAAUCUGAAAGAUGAGGAGGGACGGAUCAAGGACAUCUCUACCAUCACCUCUCUGCAGGUGCCGGUGCUAAAACCCACAGAUCUGAUGGUAGAGGUUCGUCCCAGACGAGUGUUCUCCAACGGACAUACCUACCAUGUUAACUCCAUCUCAGUCAACAGCGACGGGGAGACCUACCUGUCUGCUGAUGACCUCCGCAUCAAUAUGUGGCACCUGGGCAUCACGGACCGCAGUUUCAAUAUCGUGGACAUCAAACCAGCCAACAUGGAGGAUCUGACAGAGGUGAUAACAGCAGCAGAGUUCCACCCUCACCACUGCCACUUGUUUGUGUACAGCAGCAGCAAGGGCACCCUGCGCCUCUGUGACAUGAGAGCUUCCGCGCUCUGUGACAGACACACCAAACUGUUUGAAGAACCUGAGGAUCCCGGGAGCCGGUCCUUUUUCUCUGAGAUCAUUUCCUCCGUGUCGGACGUCAAGUUCAGCCACAGUGGACGUUACCUGCUGACCAGAGACUACCUCACCGCAAAGGUGUGGGACCUGAACAUGGACAAAGGGCCUGUGGAGACGUAUCAGGUCCAUGAAUACCUGAGGAGUAAGCUGUGUUCCCUCUAUGAAAACGACUGCAUCUUUGACAAGUUUGAGUGUGUUUGGAACAGCUCAGACAGCGUGAUCAUGACGGGGGCGUACAACAGCUUCUUCCGGAUGUUUGACAGGGAGACGGGGCGAGGCGUAACCCUGGAGGCUUGGCGAGAGAGCAGCAAGCCUCGGGCUGUGCUGCGGACCCGACGUGUGUAUAGCGGCGGUAAGCGGCGCCGUGGAGACGUGGGCGUUGAUAGCCUGGACUUUACCAAGAAAAUCCUGCACAUGGCUUGGCACCCAUCUGAGAAUAUUAUUGCCAUAGCAGCCACUAACAACCUGUACAUCUUCCAGGAUCGUGUCAACCCUGAGUUACAGUGACAGAGAUGGGAAUAUGGACAAACACAAAAAAGCGACCCAAAUAUAUUUGGAUGUCUUAAAGACGUCAUGGGGAGUGGACAGCCUUUAUGAGAAGAUUAAGUCAAAACAAAGCUGUUUCACAACAUACUGAGAUUCAACAUCUGUUUGUGUUGAAAGGUUGGAUAAAUGAUAUAAUCAGAAGACUGUUAAUGUGUUCCAUCCCCAAGGAAGGUGUGUAAUCGUGUUUCUGUUCAACACCGAGAUGAACUGACGUCUUUAGUAGCCAUCAGGACAUGUUUUUGGUCACACUACUCCCUCUUUUUGAAAAUGUUUGUGUAACUGCUCCACCGUAGGGGCAGUAAAAGAGGUGCGGGGACACCUCUCCAUUUGCAAUGACUCAGUGCUGUUGACCUCACAAUGUUACACUCCUCACUGAUGUGCUCUGGUACCUUUUGACACAACAUGGAAGAUAGGCGAUUGGUAGCAACAGAAAGGGAACGAGAUGACAGAUUCCCGAUUAUUUUGCCAUCUAAAUCUAAGCAUUUUGUUCACUAUUGUGGAACAUUAGGUGUGGUGUUAUUGUACUCUUCACAACAACAUCCUACAACCUUUUUUUCCCUCUCUGUCGGGAGACAACAGCAGCUCAACCUCUCCUUUAGAGCAGUGCUCUUGGAGAUUUCAUUCAUAAAUGCCACAUAAUCUUUGCCCUAUUCACUUUGCAAUAAUAGCACUAACAAAAACACAGUGCAGCAGUAUUCCUGCUUUAAAACAUGAACUUCUACAGGUAGACACUCUUUUCACUGUUAGCUGUAAAUAUUCUGUGUUCAUUAUUUUUUAAAGCGGUUCCAUUUUGUCUAGUGAGUGCACUGCAGAUGAACCUGGCAUCUCAUGUAUAGAAAGACUGCAGAAUUGCAUUAUUUCAGUUGAAGACUUGAUGUAGGGGCUUUUUCUUGUAGCAGUACAUAGAUAGGUAUUGCUGGCUGUAGCGAGGGAGGGGUAAAUUGUGCACAAACCAACACUUACAGUUUUGUUGUGUAUAUUAAGCCAGUAUUGGGUUUUGAUUGAUGCAAUUUCCUUGUCAAAAGUCUACAUACCUACGUGGUAAAUUACUGAAAACGAGAGUGACAGUGUGUUAACGCUUAGCUCUGUAACGUUCUCAAAUUGAGUCUGAAUGGUGAUUAAAUCUAAUAUAGACUAAAGCUGAAUUUUUGUUGAGUGUUAUGCUAAUUUCAAAUGAGCAACGUUCAUUUUAUAAUGCAUUCGCACUUAUUGAAGAAGUAUCUUACAAUCAAGGUAAAGAUGGAAUCUAAGCUACUUUUGUGAUUCAGCGUAUUCAGUGUAUUUGAAGAUCAAAGGUUAUCAUCAGUGCAAUAGCUCAUUAUGAACAUUGCUGAAAUGUCUUUAACAUUCAAACAAUGUCAUGUGAAUUCAUCAUAUCACAGGUUGGUAUUGUUAUUAUACCACAUACCUCACAGUGCCACAUGCAACUCUGAAGUGAAAAUGUUUAGGAUGUCCAGCAGUAAGGUGAUGUCUGUGUUGAACUGAAGUCAAGAUUUGAUUGUUUACAGUCGAAAUGCAUUGUUUUCAAGUGACCUUGGCCCUGAUGGGAUAACUGUAAGUGGUGUGGAUGUGUGCUGUAGCAGAUGGAGUAAUGGAAAAAGUCCCUUAAAAAGUCCUCUGAUAAAUCAACAACAGUUUCACUGUGUAAAUCUUAAACCCUGAGAAAAUAAGGAAAUUGUUAAUAUGUAUGUUCCACUUGUCUGCUCUCUCAUCGCUUUUUCAGUUUCCAAAUCACUCUUCACAAACAUUUAUGUUACAGCCUGCGGGCUAGCUACUAUGUUUUGGUCUUCACUGUCCGCCAGUGUUGUUGAAUGCGGACACGAUCUUGCACUGAUUGGUUUAACAAAGUGUGCAACACCAAAAUCCACAAUGACAACCCACAAGAAAAUGGUUUAUAUAGCGACAGGCCACCUGAAGCAUUAUAUAAGUUCCAGGGCUCAGUCCUCCAAUAGUGAGCUGUAGAUUAGAGCAGGUCAGUUGUAAUCGCAUCAGAACCACCACCACAUGCAACCAGUGAGAGGGUUUGUGUUCAGGAGCACAGCAGCAGCAUGUUGCCAUUACACAAUGCUACUAGCGUGUAUAUCUAUCAUACUUUUAAAAAGGCAAAUCUAACAAUACAAAAAACAUUACUCAAAUGAGAUGAAUGAAAGGAAUGUGCAUUAAUAAAAUAAUAUGAAAUCUGACAAAAGAAAGUGUUGGAUCCUUUUU
Molecule: messenger RNA, 4273 nt
Organism: Cottoperca gobio
Lineage: Eukaryota; Metazoa; Chordata; Actinopteri; Perciformes; Bovichtidae
Gene: ppp2r2ca
Product: protein phosphatase 2, regulatory subunit B, gamma a
Exons: 9
Coding region: 671-2026 (451 amino acids)
Cellular component (GO): protein phosphatase type 2A complex
Molecular function (GO): protein phosphatase regulator activity; protein binding
Source: RefSeq, a predicted model, not a curated record